UGGUUGCCAUGGAGACACUUUUAGAGUGAAACACCAAAUGAACGUUAAGGAAGACACUAUAGCAAACAACAACAACACAGACAGUGGAUAGGUUUUCUUCAUGCUACAGCUACACCCCUCAUGAGGAAGAAUUGGUUUCCAUAUCAGAUGCUAUCUCCAGUUACGUCUCUCUCUCUUUGAGUCUCUCAACAACAACACACCUGCCAGUGUGAAACAUUUACUUUUGACGCCAUUAUUGUUUGUUUGUUUGUUUUAAAACUGCCUAAGUAAUGCCGGGCCCAGCAGCAGCAGCAGGAGGAGGAGGAGGAGGAGGGAGAGGUGAUCUGCCACCGACCAAAACAAUAGUUGUCUACAAGAACGGAGACGCUUUCUUUCCCGGAAGAAAGAUAGUGAUGAAUCCGCGGUACCUGUCGACCUUUGACAGCUUCCUGACCUCUCUGAGCAGAGGGAGGGAGGCUCCGUUCGGCGCCGUGAGGAAGCUCUACACCCCCAGAGACGGACACAAAGUCCAGCAGCUGGACGACCUGAAGCAUGGCAGUGUCUAUGUUGCAGCCGGAUGUGAGCGCUUCAAAAAGCUGGACUAUUGUGAGAUAACAACCAAGAAGCCACAGAAAAAGAAAAAAGAACAGAUCCGACCUGUUGUUCACAGCAGAAUAGUAGUUUCAGCUCGCUGGAGGAGAACCAACGAUGAGUCUUGCACGAUCAAUGUCUUUACCAACGGAGAUGUCUUGGUUGCUCCAGCUCGAAUACGGAUCCCAAAGUAUACUCUUAGAAGCUGGGAAAAUGUUUUAGCCAUGGUGACGGGGAAAGUGCGUCUUCGCACUGGUGCUGUGUACAGGCUUUGCACAUUAGAUGGACGUCCCGUCUGCGGUCCCACUGAACUGGAGAACAACCAGUACUAUGUCGCAGUUGGUGCAGAAAAGUUUAAAGCUCUCCCGUAUGAUCACUGCGACCCCUGCAGGGAUGUAAUGAGGGAAAACAACACGAUCGAAGGCCAAGACAUCCUACCUGCUAUUAGAAAGACAAGACAUCCAAAGGACGUGUUUGCUCACACAGGCUUUGGAGAGGACCUUGAGCACACAGCCAGGGGCCAGAUGAAGAAACAAGCCAAACCGGAGAGAACCAAACAACAGAGGCAGGUGUCCAGAAACCCAGUUCUCUUCUCGACGGGGGAGGGCAGCGUGUUCAAUGCACGAAACAAAAGAAGCGAGAUGGCAGGAGCGGCGGAGGUGCAGGACGACCGCCAGUUGAAGGUGGACCUGCCCAUUGAUCAGGUUGAGGCCAAGAUAGUAGACGAGGAGUACGAGGACGGGAGUUGUUUUGCGAGUCCCUGCAAGGCCUCGCUCCAUGAUUCAGACAGCUUGUGUCUGCAGAGGUCUUUGUCUGCAGGUUCCAGGAAGGAUCGCAGUCUUUCUUCAGGCCAAGGAGACACAGGCGCAGGGCACAGAACUGGAGACACAGGAUUAAAGACACCUGGGCCUAAGGAGGCUAAAGAGAGGGAGGUGUCUUCUAGGCUCGGCAGAAUACGGUCACGGGUGUCCCGCUUUCUCAAGGAGAAAGUGAAACAUUAACAUUCAUUGCUUUGAUCUGCGUGACAUUAACUCAAAAGAUCACUACAUAGCAAGACCACAAAGGAAACUCUCAGAAACGCAGCUUCAUGUAACAUUGGCUCAUCAACUCGUGGCUUCGUAUUGAUCCGCGAUAAGGCUGGGACAGCACAAAUGAUGCAACAUGAGCGCCACACAUCCAAGAGACAGAGAGCAACCUGAGCAUCCUAUUGGAGAGGUAUUUCUAGUCUCCUAACAAUUUCGUCUUAAAACUUUUCUAUUUGUGAAAGCUUUUGGAAAUGUUUGUUUUAUUUGUACAGUUUUUAUUUCUAUUUAUCUGAUCGUAUUAAUUUUAUUGUCUCUACCUUGAUCUCUUUUUAUCUGUCUUGUUUGGUUUUAUUUCUUUUGUAUAUCACUUUGUAACAUUGUUAAGAAAAAUGCUAUAUAAAUAAAGAUUAUUAUCAUUAUUAUUAUUAUAACAAAUGUCCAAAAUCACUUUAUUUUUAUUCACUUGUUAUUUUUUUUAUAUAUAUAUGUUUUUGCUCUAUGAUAAUACCAUUGUUAUUAGUAACUGUAUUGUUAUGCUUGACAUAUUAAUGAAUAAAUAAAAGAAAUACAGAUCUGUUAACAGUAAUGAUGCUUCUGCAGCACAAGCUAGAGAUGAAAAUGACAGAUCCUCUAAUUAAAAAGGCUUCAAGAAAAGAAUGCCUCUUUUAUAAUUUAUAAAGAAAACAUUUUCAGUGUGCAUUUGUUUGUGUUUUUUUUAAUAAAUAAGAGGCUCCUG
Molecule: messenger RNA, 2331 nt
Organism: Sebastes umbrosus (honeycomb rockfish)
Lineage: Eukaryota; Metazoa; Chordata; Actinopteri; Perciformes; Sebastidae
Product: doublecortin domain-containing protein 2
Exons: 13
Coding region: 270-1571 (433 amino acids)
Biological process (GO): intracellular signal transduction
Cellular component (GO): microtubule; microtubule organizing center
Source: RefSeq, a predicted model, not a curated record